Molecule: messenger RNA, 1617 nt
Organism: Babesia ovata
Lineage: Eukaryota; Apicomplexa; Aconoidasida; Piroplasmida; Babesiidae
Product: NLI interacting factor-like phosphatase family protein, putative
Exons: 1
Coding region: 1-1617 (538 amino acids)
Molecular function (GO): phosphoprotein phosphatase activity
Source: RefSeq, a predicted model, not a curated record
AUGGCAGCCUUUUCGGUCCAGAAUUCAACUCCUCCGGAUGCAUUCAAUGCGUGUCCGGUUGACAUGGUGAACGGAUCGUUGGACUCCACCGAUAUGAUGCAAAAGUACAAGCUGAACUAUGAGGAGGAUGUUUCCAAAGCGCCUGGUGUUGGUAAUGCAGUUGUGGAAAACCAUCGCACAUGCAUUACCGACUACCCGGUGGUGGAAUCGCCGGAGCCCCAGCAACAAAGCGGGGACAUUUGCUUGACCGAUGUCGAAUCGGCGAAAGCUACUCAUGGUACGGGGAGCGAAGCGUCCGUAAAAUGUGCGGAUAAUGGGAGCGAUAUGGAUGCUGCGGACGGGCCAGGUAAUACUCAGAAUGCCUGCCGCGACGAAAAUGCGGGCUGUGCCGCCCUCUGUGACGCUACAACGCUUACUCCAACUUCGGACGAUCCUACGUGUAUGGACGAGUUUAACGAAAGUGGAGAUGAAAGCGAUAAUACGGCAGAGUCAUCAAGCAGCACGCCGUCCGUCUCCCCCGAGUGCAUGAUGGGGCUGCUGUCUCGCUACAUCGACUGCACCCCCCAGCUGCACACUACAUCUAUGCGUUUGUUGAUGACUCGGGAAUCCGUCGGCAAUGCUGACGUGAUUCCUUCACAGGUCAUUCGCUACAACCACACCAAAUUGGUGCGCUACGAGGGGCUACGGGAUUUCCUGGAGGAGGAACCCUUGUUCAAGUGCCUGAAGCCAGAAUUGCCGGAUAUGGACAGUGAUGAGGAGCCGUCUGUAACUUCGGACGAGGGCGACCUCCCGAAGCUGCUGGUGGUGCUCGACCUUGACGAGACACUGGUGCAUAUGCACGAGCGUCCCAACGACCACUACGACUACAUGGUGAACAUCGUGGAGCGUGACGAAAAUGACUCGUCCACCAGCAAAGAGAAAACCUACAAGCCGGAAAUAUUUGGGUUCACAGUGCACUCUACGAUGAACGUGUCCCUGCGACCGGGUGUUUUGGAGUUUUUCAAGUACCUUAAGUCGCGGUCCUCCCAGUUGACCGUUGCGCUCUACACCGCUGGAACGCGGCAGUACGCGAAUGCCAUCAUCCACGCGCUGGACCCGGAAUGCGAGGUUAUAUCGCCAUCAGUGCGCUACUUCCGGGAGAGUUGCGAGGUGAGCAGCACUCCCCUGUCGCUGCGGUGCCUGCCUGCGAACUGCAUAGGAAUCGGCAAUCACCACCGCGAUGAGCCGGUGCCGCCGUUUUUCCUCAAGAAGGAUCUGCAGAUCUUUGACUGGCCGCUGAGUCGUGUGGUCUUCUUCGACAACUCGCUGCUGUCCUUCAUGAACAACCCCGAGAAUGGUGUGUGGAUACGCCCAUGGCGCGGAGCCCAGCCGUUCAUUGACGACGGCAGUCUGGAAUUGAAAAUUGAACCAGCCCCGGUACAGAAGGAAGGCAGAAGCCUGCCCGGUCAGGACGGCUUAUACGAGUUCACCCAGGUGGUGCGUCUUUUGGAGGAGCUGGCCAAUGAGCGCGAUGUGCGCGAAUCGCUGCGCCGCAAAUUCACACUGUGCGAUGUGGUCGCUGCUGCUUUGGACAACGAGGACGAAUCCGACAGGCUAGAUGUGUUGCUCAUGACGUGA